Paramuricea clavata is the source of this 3226-nucleotide messenger RNA. NCBI's taxonomy places the organism in Eukaryota, Metazoa, Cnidaria, Anthozoa, Malacalcyonacea, Plexauridae. The record is from the annotation of a GenBank genome assembly.
AUGUUUGUAUAUAUAUCGAACCUCGAUAUUUGUGGAGUUAGUAUUACAGAAUUGGAUUGUGUAGAUAGGGUUGGGUAUUUGCAAAGUAUUUUUAUAAGAAAAAUCUGUAACUUAUUUUGUUUUAGAUAAACCAAAAGGCGGCGGUGGUGGUUCCUCUGGGGGUGGUGGUUCUGCUGGUGGAUUAGGCGGAAUAUUUGCUGGUGGUAUGCCAAAGUUGCGACCUUCUGGGACACGUGGAGGUGGGUAAACACACUUUAAGCUGUGGUAGAUACUGUACAGCAUCGUGUGCUUUCUCUCUAUCAUAUCUGUUCCCUUUUAGUCCGAGUAAAACAUUAGCGAACGCUUGUCACAAUGACUACACUGUAUACAUACUUACAGUGUCUAUAAUUUUACCGUAUAUAAUAACCUAAUGAAUUCAAGCGAUUUCGUUUAAAAGGGAAAUGGCAAUAUAUUUUUUAUUUUCUCAUUUGAAAGAACUUAUAAGACUAUAUAUAACUCGUUUACUGUCUUUUCAUAUCUUGCUUACUUCUACAAAUAUUUUGACCGAAAGGAAUGAAAUGUCCGCCAUCAUCAAUUUUUGUAGAUAUGCAUGUCACGAUCAUUCAAAAGUCAAAACCUUUAAAACAUCUACCAAUCAAUACUUGAUAAGCAACGAAUACUUUUAUAUGGUUAAUCCCUUUUAUGACGUCACCAAAACUACCGUCAAUGAGAUCAAAAAUUUAUCCAAGAUGGCGGACAUCUCAUUACUUCAAGUGAAAAUAUUUCAAGAACUAAGCAGAUAUGAAAAAUCGAUAAAAGAAAUUGACGUAUAGUUUCAAAAGUUCAUAGGUUCAAAUCAGAAUAUAAAAAUUUAUAUUGCUAUUUGUCUUAAUAAGAUUUAUGAUUUAUUAGAGGACAGACUCAUUGCUUUGCUUUUUACCGCGGUAAUAUUUGAAAAUUCUAUAUUUUUCUGAAUAUGAGCAAAUGAAGUUAUGAAAGCCAAAGGGAAAAAAGCCGGUUUUCUGAGCAGAAAAUCAUGUUGUUUGGAUAUAAUUUUGUAUGACAGGUGCAUCUCAGAAUAUUAGGGGUGUGACCCUCCCCCUGAAAACAUCUUGUUGGCAAAAUAACGGAUUUGUCGGCAAAUUGUUUUCGUUGUCAGCAAAAAUAUUUGAGUGGCACUAAUUAAAAAAUAAUUAUGGCGAAAAUUUCGAUAAAUUUACAAAAAAUGUAACGAUAUCGAAUACGUUUCAAAAAAGGUCACCUCAGGCCUCGCUAUUCUCAGACGACUCCGGGAUACAGUCCAAUUCAAUACCUUAACAAUACACCAAUCCAUAAUUCAACCUUAUUUCGAUUAUUGUGCUCAAGUGCAGGGUUGAUUAGGAAAAACAUAGUACACAAAUUACAAAACAGAGCGUUUAGAAUAAUCACACGUGAAAAUUACACGACACGAUCGGCUGAUAUAUUAAAUAAGCUAGGAGUUCCGAACAUCGAAAAAAGAUAGAUGCAACAACUUUCAAUUUUCAUGUACAAGGUAAAAAACAGAUUGGUCCCCGAUUACUUGUGUGAUAUGUUCACAAAUGUGGGUGAGCUGAUUUGACAUUGCCUAAACCAAAAACAAAUAAUAAUAAUAAUGAAAAAUGCAUUCUCCUAUAGAGGUGCGGAAGUCUGCAUGCAACUGCCUUUCUGCAUCUCGCUAAAAGCAUCGACAACUAUUGUUAAUUUUAAGUUUAAGUUUAACUUGAAACAUGCAAAUUAACAUGAAGUAAUUCUGCCUUUGUUUCUAUCUAUUUUAAAUAAUCUUCUUGUAAAUAAUAUAUUUCUUAUUUCUACUUGUGUGAGCACGGCCGGUUGGAAGAUCAUCUUUUUACAUUGUAUACAUAAUUAUUUUUUAUUAGGUGAAAUUGUACCGUGUUAAAAUAUUGUUAAUAAUAACAACAAUAAUGCUAUGCUUUUUUCUAUCUCUAUAUCUUUCAAAUCAGGUUUUGAAAGUCUUUUAUUGUUUUUCGUAGGAGGAGCCUUAAAACCCCCUGGCAUGAGGGCGCCAGCACCACGUCCGUCUGGUCCUGCAGGAUCUUCCAGACCAUCUGGUCCUAGACCAUCUGGUCCUACAGGAUCUUCCAGACCACCUGGUCCUACAGGAUUUUCAAGACCAUCUGGUCCUACAGGAUUUCCAAGACAACCUGGUCCUGCAGGAUUUCCAAGACAACCUGGUCCUGCAGGAUUUCCAAGACCACCUGGUCCUACAGGAUCUCCAAGACCACCAGGUCCAAGGCCAGGUAUAGGUGGUAGGGGACCAGGUCCUCCACCCCCUCCUGAUAGAGGACCACCAGGCGCACCUCCUGGGUCUGUUAAGAGGUCAGUACGAGAUGCUUUGCCUCCAACACCUGGUCAAGGUUUACCACCACCACCACCACCUGGUAGAAAUAAUGUUGGAUCGUCAAAUAGCUUGGCUAACUUUCCACCACCGCCUCCAAUGACCAAAACUGAUGGUCCUCGUGGCCCUCUUGGACCGCCACCACCACCUGGUAGAAAUUCCAUUCCAAGCAGAGUAGGACCUCCCCCACCUAGUAGAGGUUCAGGAGGAGGACCACCACCACCUCCACCUAACCGAGGACCUGGGUCACCUUUACCACCACCACCUGGUAGGUCAUCAGCCCCACCACCACCAAGUAGAGGGCCAACUGCACCAUCGCCCCCUCCUCCUAAUCGCGCACCAUCUGCACCAGUACCACCUCCUCCUAGCCGAGGACCAUCUGCAUCAUCACCUCCACCACCCAGUAGAGGUGGACCUCCUGCUCCACCCUCUGGCAGACCAUCUAAUACUUCAAUUAGAGCACCCGGGCCACCUCCACCGCCCCCAAAUCGAGGGCCUCCGCCGCCUGGCAGAGGUCCAAGUGGACUACCACCACCUCCUCCUGGUCGAGGUGGACUACCACCUCCACCGCCAUCUCGAGGUCCACCUGGCCCUCCGCCACCACCUAACAGAUCAACACCUCAACUACCAUCAAGCGUAUCAAGCACACCAUCUUUCUCACAACCACCACCCCCACCAAAUCGAGGUGGCGUUUCACCCAGUUUCCACUCGUCAAACUCAUUUGCAUCCAAAAGCAGUCUAAAUUCAGUGGAUUCCGGAAGAAAUACAGGGGCUUCCAAUAACAAACUUGUAAAUGGUCCACCUGUUCCUCCAUCUAAUAGAGGUUUACCAAAUUCUGAUUCACUUAGAAGUCCUAGUACGACUGGUGAGUAA